CUUAGCCAACAAAGAGAGUUAGACUAGAAUUCAGUUCUAGCAGCAUUAUUUCUGUAUCUAUUUGGACUGCGUUGCAGACAAAACUUGCCCAAUGUGUGUUGUGGUAAGCUUGUCUUGGCUGCUGCGGCUGCUGGUGCUGACAUGAACAUCCCCUAAUCUUACUCUCCUUCAUUUCCUGCCUCAGAUCUCCCUCCCCACAGACGACGACUCAGCGAGACUCCACAUCCAUCCAUCCAUGGGGUCCGUCUUGUCCUCCCAGCCCAAAGUCAACGGCGUCCAGGACAACACUAUGCCCCCCGACCUGGAGAUGGGUCAAUCCACCAUGGAGAUCGAUCAAUGCAACAUAAUCAACAUACUGCAUUACAUGCUACCCUGUGCAUCGCCGCUGGGGCGCGUGCUGUGGGGGUUGGGCUCCCUCACCCUUGUCCUGGCCCUUACCACCGCGCUCCACCUGCCGGCCGCGGGACCUGUCUUCGCCCACUACAAGGCAGCAUAUUAUACGAUCCUUGCAUUUGUUCUCUUUGUUGCAGUGCCGGUGGAGCUGGGGACCGCCUUCUACCUCUUGCGCUGCAGCGGUGGGUGCUGCCUCCUCGCCUUUGCCAGGGGCCUCCUGCCCUGCGCCUACGUGUUGCUCCUCGUCGUCAUAGCUGUGGGUGGGUUUGUCCCCUUUAAGCUCUGAUCUCACGUGCUACGGUGUUAGUCGAUUGGUCUGGCCGAUUGAUACUUCAUUUUGAUUCUGGC
Messenger RNA from Hordeum vulgare subsp. vulgare (domesticated barley), 741 nucleotides. RefSeq lists its product as uncharacterized. The transcript has 2 exons. The record is from RefSeq and is a predicted model, not a curated record. Lineage: Eukaryota; Viridiplantae; Streptophyta; Magnoliopsida; Poales; Poaceae. Bases 236 to 679 code for a protein of 147 amino acids.